AUGGAAGGACUCAGUGUAAAGGUCCACCACAUUGUAAAUGUGACAAAUACAAAGCUGGAACAAAUCAAAGAGGAAACCAGCAAAGAUGAAGAACUCCAGCUCCUUACUCAGAUGGCGAUUCAAGGGUGGUCAGAGAAUAGACAUCAGGUGCAGCCCCUCAUUCGUGAAUAUUGGGCCAUCCAUGAUGACAUAUCAGUAGAGAAUGGAGUCCUGAUGGCUAGAUCCCGAAUAAUCAUACCCAAAUCAAUGCAAAAAGAAAUUCUUGACAAGAUCCACCAAGGGCAUCUGAGAAUGGAAAAAGGCAAACUCCGAGCCAAGUCAGCUGUAUGUUGGGUAGGCAUGUACAAAGACAAAGAAAAGAUGGUUUCUACAUGCCACAUCUCUCAAAAGUACAGAAACUCACAACAAAAAGAGGAAAUGCUAUCCAGUGACAUCCCAAGAAGGCGAUGGCAAGCUAUUGGAGUAGAUCUGUUCACAGAGAACUAA
Molecule: messenger RNA, 486 nt
Organism: Octopus bimaculoides (California two-spot octopus)
Lineage: Eukaryota; Metazoa; Mollusca; Cephalopoda; Octopoda; Octopodidae
Source: RefSeq, a predicted model, not a curated record